This is a messenger RNA of Macaca mulatta (Rhesus monkey), 4351 nucleotides long. The record is from RefSeq and is a predicted model, not a curated record. Lineage: Eukaryota; Metazoa; Chordata; Mammalia; Primates; Cercopithecidae.
CACCUUGGCCUCCCAAAGUGCUGGAAUUACAGGCAUGAGCCACCGCGCCCGGCCUCUUACUGCUUUCUAAUGAAUGUAUAUCAAUCUCUUUUGCACUACCGUAAAGUCAAAGAUCGUAAGUUGAACCAUGGUAAGUUGGGAUUGUCUGUACAAGUGAUUGUUUUCACUUUAGGAAUGAAGCUAAUGUUGUUGUCCAUGAUGAGUGGGUAUUUCGGGUGAGCUGAAUAUGUUCUAUUAGAUGGAUGUGAUAUUCUGUCCUCCCAGGUCCCUGAAGCGCCUGUUGUGGUCUCAGCAGCCAUCUGCAGAGGUCACAUUAGCCACCCCCAACCCCUGCCCUUGCCUGCUCUUCCCACCUCUCCCCAAGCUCCCUGAGAGUCAAAGUCCCCCAGAGGCUGCCAUUCCCACAUAUGGCCAUGCAAGGGCAGCUGUGGGGGAGGACUGGCCUCAGGGGCCCAGAGGAGCACAUUAGGCACUUGCCCAUGGGGGUGCCACCAGGGUGUCCUCUCUCCAGGUAGAAAUAGAUAAAUGGGGGUUGGUGUGAAGCUGCUGAUGUCUCUGGGGUGCGUCCGUGGACCUGUGAGUGCAGGGAGGUCCCUGGCAAGGCCCACUAGGGCUCCUUAGUGUUGGAGGGCGCAGGGCAAGGGAUGAACCCAAGCUGGCCCUCCACAGUCCCUGUGCCUAGAGGGUCCUUGCUGGGCUGGGCAUUAACUUUACUUGCUGGACUGUGUAGAGGGUGGAGUCCUGGGGAGGGGCCAGGACAACUGGGGUGGUGGGGGUGCCCAGCAGAACAGCUUUUUGCCAAGUGACUCAGAAAUGUUUCAGUAGUUUAGCCACUGGCAUGGCUGUGGCGGGGCAUCCUGGCUGAAUGCUAGCCCUGUCCAACGUAUCUGUGUCUGGACCCUCCUGAGAGUCCCUGUGGCACACCAGCAGGGGAGCUCUGAGCUGUGGCACAACAACGAGAGGAACUGGGCAGUGUGGCUGGAGCAGCAUGCAUGGGAGAGGCCAAGAGAGACAGGCCCACUGGACCCAAGCAGAGAAAGAGCCUGAUCCGGUGCCUGGCACCUUAAAAGGCCUCCCUUCCGCAGGAUGCCCCAAGAGCCAGGAGAGGGUAGUGGUUAAGAUAUGGAUGGUCUGGGUUUAAGCCCAGGCUCCCCUGUCCUCUGACCUUGGGCAAGAGAGUUAGUUUCUCUGGGUCUCAGUUGCCUUCACUGGGGAAAUGGAAACACUAAUAACAGCAUUUAGCCAAGGGUUCUCAGCCCCACAGUGAUACUCUGAGUACUUGGUCAAUGGGAAUUGUGUACAUCGAAGCAGGAACCCAUGUUACACGUUUACGGUGAAGGCUUUGCAAGUGGUGCUGGUGAGAAUGGUGCUGCAAUGUUAUCCUGAGGGCAACUGGGACCUAUUUUCAGAGUGGGCCUUGUAAGAUCUUAAAAGGAUUGCCCAGGCUGCAGGGAAGAGGUUGAGUUGGAGGAGUGGAGGCCAAGCCAAAGAGGCCAGUGAGGAGGCCGAUGAGCUAACAGAGAGAGGUCCUUAGGCAGGCAGGAGGCCUGAGGGUCCGAGGUGGGAGAUAUGAAGGAGCAGAACCACCUGCAGGCAGUGCGUGUGGUUAAGAAUGUGGUCACUGGUGUUGGACUGCCUGGGUCCAACUCUGCCACUUACUGGCUGUGUAUCCUUGGGCGAAGAGGAGCUCUCUGUGCCUCAGUGUCGUCUUCUGCUGUGAAACGAGAAAACGAUGUGACCUACCUCUUAGGGUUGUUGCAAGGGGUAAUAUGAGUUAUUAUAUAUUUAAAAUUUUUAAUUUACAAUUUUCUUGGAGACAGGGUCUCAUCUGUCAUCCAGGCUGGAGUGCAGCGGCACGAUCAUAGCUCACUGCAGCCUCGAACUCCUGGCCUCAAGAAAUCCUCCCAACCCGGCCUCCCAAAACUCAUUAUAGGCAAUGAGUGAUGAUAUGUAGUGUUUGGAAUAGGGCCUGGCACUGUAAAGUGUUAGAACACAUCCUAGUAUGAUUAUGUUAGCUAGCGUAACUAUUAUCAGAACUUGGAUGUGAGGGAGGACCUGGGGUGAUUCUGAGGUUUGUUGCUUUGGUGACAUGCAUGUCAUCGAUUGGGAAUUUCAAGAAGAAGAACAGAUUUGGCUGUAAAAAGGUGAGUCCUGGGGAGUCCGUGUAUAUGUGGGUGUAGGUAAAGGGGUCUGAGUCCUGGUGGAAGAGAGGCCUGGGUUAGAGAAACAGGUGGUCUGCGUAUCCUUGGGGUGCACCUGGCUGCCGAGGUCACCCAUGGAGAGUGGGCAGGCAGGGAGAGAAAAGGUCACACCCCGAGGAACACCAACACUUCAGGAAACUGAGAAGGAGCCACCUGAGGGUGGGAGGAGGCCAGCAGAGUCGGGGGCAUAGAGAGCUUCGGGAGGGAAAGUGUCAGGCGCUGCUGAGGAAUGAGAUGAAGACUAACCUGAAUCCAUAAGAUUUAGUGACCGAGAAGUCUUCGCGCGCUUGGUGAGAAGGGGCGCAGUGCAGAGGGGAGGACUGGGUGAUUGGAGGAACGAAAGAGGGCAGACUGGAGCCAGGGGAUCCUAACCUCCCAGGGAAAUUUAUUUGCCUCCACCUUCUCCCACCUCCAGGACCAAGAAAAGCCCACUGUGACAUCUUCCUGCCCAACUCAUACUCCAGCUUGGAGGCAUCGGGAUCUCCACCAGAGCUGAGGGGGCAAGAGGAAGAGAACUUUGCCUUCCUGAGUGCCUGCUGCAUGUCACACCUGCCCAGGACCGCAGUUCUGAGGGGCUGGUAUCAGGCCUCCCCUCAUAUCCUGAAGGACAGGGCUCAGAGCAGCUGAGGGUCUGACUCAGGAUUGACUCCUAGUCCUUCCCUCUCUGAGGAAACGUAGGCCAUGGGAGGGGCAGGGGUCCAUCUCCAGUUACCCAGCUGACCAAGGGCAUGGCCAAGAUGAUGCCAACUCUCUUGCCACCCACUCGGGCUGAACUUCACUUCCAUAACCUCCAGCCUCAUGAUGUCAUGAAUGGAGUCACCCCCACUCCAGUUGUGACCCUUCUGAAGAGCAGCAUGAAGGGGCAGGCCCCUCUCCAUGCCAGGCCCUGGGCUGGCCACUGGGGGCAGAGGCAGAGGAGAACAUCGUGCCCUUGGAGGGUUUUCAUGACAACCUGGAGACACAGCAGAUGCUUUCAGUGCUAAGCACGAGUGCCGGAACAUGUACUGAGCGACACAGACGUGUGUGCAGCUGUGUGUGUAGGGGAGUAUGAGGUGUCAUGUGGAGUGUGCGGGAGUGGGCCUUAGCGGGUCCAUCUUUGAAAUCUGCCUACUCCAUCUCAUCUCUGCAGGAGCCAGCCCUGGACCCCCAGCCAAUCCUGGAGCUGCCCCUGGCAGAGCUGGCCCAGCAGCUUCGGACUGAAGAGCUGAGUCUGGAGAGUGUCCUCUGUAGCUACUUAGAGCAGGCACUGAAGGUGCACCAGGAGGUGAACUACCUGAUGGAUUUCCUGGGGGAAUGUAAGGAGGAACUGCAGGCAUUGAAGAAGCUUAAGACGAGUGACAGAGGUCUUCUCUAUGGGGUCCCCAUGAGCCUCAAGGACACCUAUGACUGCAUGGGCCAUGACUCUACUUGCCUCCUGGCCCAGUUCCCGGAGAAGCCUGCAACCAAGGACGGGGUCAUUGUGAAAGUGCUCAAGGCCCAAGGAGCCAUCCCCUUUGUUCAGACCAACAUCCCACAGACACUGCUCAGCUUUGAGUGCAGCAACCCCAUCUAUGGCCAGACGUUGAACCCACUGAACUUAAAGAAGACAUGUGGGGGCUCCUCAGGGGGAGAGGGAGCUCUGAUGGCAGAAAGAGGGUCCAUCCUAGACAUGGGUACUGACACAGGUGACAGCAUCUGCAUAUCAGCCAGCUUCUGUGGUGUUUAUGGCCUCUGGACCACAGGUUUCCACCUCAGUGACUACAGUGGCGGUCCCCAUGGCGUGGGACGUGGAGAGCCUGGCGCUGUGCCUGCGAACCCUGCUGAGUGAAGACAUGUACCGACUGGACCCCACUGUGCCCCGGAUGCCCUUCAGGGAGGAGAGUAGAAGUUGGUUGGCUGUGGGGGCAGGCCAUUGGCUAAAGGCUGUGAUUGACCCAUCUGUGACUGGUUCCUCAGAGAGGGGGACAUUGUGGAUCCUAGCGUAAAGGGCAUGGUCAACCAGCUCUGCCUGCCAGACCCUGUCAAGUGUUUCUUGGCCUGGUUCCCAAGGAUCCCCGAACUAGCCAGCAUCUUGAAGAGAUUCGUGGAGUGGGGACACCCAAGAAACUGCGGGAGCAGCACACAGCAGUGGAGAGUCUUGGUCUGUCACCCAGGCUGGAGUGCAGUGGCAC